This is a messenger RNA of Lactuca virosa, 2310 nucleotides long. NCBI's taxonomy places the organism in Eukaryota, Viridiplantae, Streptophyta, Magnoliopsida, Asterales, Asteraceae. The record is from the annotation of a GenBank genome assembly.
AUGAACAACGUUCUGAAGGCCUGGGAAGUGAAAGUUAAGAAAUCACAGGCAUCUGCUAAGAAAAGAGCAGCGACUAUGUUCACAACAAUGUCUGUAGCCCAUGUAGACGAGGAAGCUAGUGACAUAGAAGUUUCCCAUGUCGAAAAGAUCUUCUCCAAUGGCGACAUCUAUAUUGGUCAAUGGGUUGCAGAAAACUACCCUCAUGGAGAUGGAAAGUACUUAUGGUCAGAUGGGUGUAUGUAUGUUGGUGAGUGGUGUAAAGGUAAGAGUAAUGGUAAAGGCAAAUUUAGUUGGCCUUCAGGUGCUACUUAUGAAGGUCAAUUCAAGAACAGUUAUAUAGAUGGUGAGGGUACUUUUACAGGUUCUUUAAAUGAUACUUACAAAGGCUUUUGGGUGAUGAACAAGAAACAUGGAAAAGGGAAAGAGAGUUAUGGUAAUGGUGAUCACUAUGAAGGGAAUUGGAGAAAGGGAUUACAAGAUGGACAAGGGACAUAUCAAUGGAAUAGUGGUCAUCAGUAUAUAGGGCAAUGGAAGAAGGGAAAGAUGAAUGGGAAUGGAAUCAUGAUUUGGAGUAAUGGAAAUCGGUUUGAUGGGAAUUGGGAAGGUGGAUUACCGAGUUCUCAUAAAGAUUUGGAUCCUCUUUUGUUAUUUUCAGUUGAAAUGAGUGAAUGUGUGGUUCAUGAGGCGGAAUCCCCUUCUGUAUUCCCUUCUGAGAAGAUGUUUAGUUGGUCAAAAGGUGAAAGCAAACAUCACAAGCAUCACAAACAACAAAUUAGGAUAAAUUCCAAAAAUGAAAACAAAGGAAUUAAUCUACAACCAGUAGAGAGACAAGGUGUCACAAUAUGCAAAGGUCACAAGAAUUAUGAACUCAUGCUCAAUUUACAGCUUGGAAUAAGACAUUCUGUAGGGAGACCUGCACCGAGUAAAUCUGUUGAUUUGAAGGCUACGGGUUUUGAUACUGAAGAAAAGUUAUGGACAAAAUUUCCUCCGGAAGGUUCCAAACAUACGCCACCUCACCAAUCAUGUGAUUUUAGAUGGAAAGAUUACUGUCCAUUCGUUUUCAGGACUUUAAGGAAACUGUUCAAUGUGGAUCCAGCUGAAUACAUGUUAUCGAUUUGUGGGGAUGAGGCUCUUCGGGAGUUAUCUUCACCUGGAAAAAGUGGAAGCUUUUUUUACAUGACACAUGAUGACAAGUACAUGAUCAAGACAAUGAAAAAAGCAGAAGUCAAAGUACUAAAGAGGAUGCUUCCAUCGUAUUUUGAGCAUGUGAAAGCGUAUGAAAACACUCUUGUGACCAAGUUUUUUGGAUUACAUUGUGUGAAGUUGAGUGGAACUUCUCAAAAAAAGGUGCGAUUUGUUAUCAUGGGAAAUUUGUUCCAUACGAAUGUACGGAUUAACAGGCGGUUUGACUUGAAAGGAUCUUCACAUGGGCGAAUAACAGAUAAACCCGAGUCUCAAAUCGAUGCAAAUACCACUCUCAAAGAUCUUGAUCUUAAUUUCAUCUUCCGCUUGCAGAAUGAUUGGUUUCAAGACUUCUGUAGGCAAGUGGAGAAAGACCUCGAGUUUCUUGAACACGAAAGAAUUAUGGAUUAUAGUCUUUUAGUUGGUGUAAGCUUUCGUGAAUCCAACCAAGAAUUAGAAAAUUUAAAUUCUGAGCCGAAUAGCACAGGGACUUCUCCUAGGGUUUCUUCAGCCGAUACUGACACUUCUAUCACUUCUCUCAAUCCCACAAGGUGGGCAUCUGUGAGGCUUGGAAUGAACAUGCCAGCACGGGUUGAAUCCAUGGUUAGAAGUCAUCAAAAUCAAUUAGUUGGAGAAGCAAUGGGGGAAUUUUAUGAUGUCAUAUUAUUUUUUGGUAUAAUAGAUAUACUACAAAAUUAUGACAUCAAUAAGAAGCUUGAACAUGCGUAUAAAUCAUUCCAGUUUGACCCGACUUCUAUCUCGGCUGUUGACCCGAUACAAUACGCGAAACGUUUUCGGGAUUUUAUAUUUAGUGUUUUUAAAGAAGACGAUUAAAAGGGCUCGGGAGUUUUUUUUUGUGACCCUCAAAUGUAUAGUUAUAGGGAGGGAUUUAUAAGAUGGAUAUCAGAAGAAAUUCUUUUGGAGACAGAGAAAAUCAAGGACUCCACAUAUUUAAUUGGUGAUAUAAUGUAUACAUAUGCGGUUUCAGGGCCAAAUUUGGUUCGGUUUUAGUUGUAGGUUAGUAUAGAGGUUAGAGGUUAUUGAAGUUGUAGAUGUGUGGAAUUUUGUAGUGAUAUGGUAAAUGUAUACAUAAUUAUUAUAUUAUCAAUGGACAAAAAAUAUAUUAUG